AUGCCACAGGAUCGACCAUUCGGGACCCCAUUCGAUUGCAAAACGAACUGCUUUGGGACAGGAAACUUCCCAUCUCAAAAUCUGUGUCCCUCGGCUUGCACUUUGGCACAGGGGAUAGGCACUAAACUGGUUAGCGGUACAGGAGGGCCCGGCGCGAUUCCCACCAGCCUCCUGAGUUCAUCGGACACGCCUGCUACCGGUUUUGGAUGUAACAAAAACAACCCCACCCCCGGAUCCGGUGCAGUCAAGUGUGAAUUUUUAAAUGAGGCUUUCAACAGCGAAGCUGUGAAACUGCGUCUACGAGCAGAGUUACCGUAUCUGUCGAGAAAACAAAUAGCACAGUUCCAACUACCCUUUUAUGAGACCUUGUGUCACGAUCUCCUGGAAAAUGGCUAUCACUACGCCUUCACAGAAAUCUUCCAAAUCCACGAGCAGCAGAUGGAAGAGCGUCGAAAGGCGGGACCUUAUUCAAAACUUUGGAAAAUUCCACCAAUCAGCGAGCAGCCAGAGAAAAUCCACAUGCUGCGUGACCAACUCUCAAGAGCAGAGGUUGCGACUAGAAGACGGGACAAUCAUAAUGUGUUCUUAUGCUACUCAAAACUUGCAAAAUACUUUCACGAUUUCCCCGAUGACCGCUGGCUGUCGGAGCACUUCUUUGAUUACUGUUUCACGGUUGCAAAACGAAUUACUGACGAUGGAGGUGUGAAGCUUGCUCUAGCCUACGAGUACAACGGUGACCUACAGACGGCGUGUAAGUUCUUUGUGUACCUUUACAACUCAACGCGCAACAAGGACUGGAGAGAUGACGACGACAAAAAACUGUCCGCAAAGGCAGACAGACACCUCGUUAGGAUAUACCUUGCGCUGCAGGAUGCUACGCCAAAAGAACGCGUCUGUGAACGCAUGGCCUAUUGCACUAAGGCUCAUGAAAUCGCCUCAGCAAGCAAUGACUGGAACCUUACCGCUCCAACCUGUCGACGAAUGGGAGAAAUGCUGCAGGAGGCAAAUCGAAUUGGUGAUGCCAUCACAUUUUACCGAGGGUACUUUGACUUGGCGAAAGAAGCAAAUGACUGGAUGAGCUUGGGAGGUGCUUGUGAGGCGCUGGCUCAUUUGUUUGAAUCCCAACAAAAUCUCUCUGAAACGAUUCGUUAUUUGAAGAUGUAUGCAGAGUUGUGUGAGGAGAAUGGGGAUUGGGUGCAGCUGUGCAAAGCCAGUCACCUCCUCGGACACACCUACGACAAGGCUGGCCAACCUCAAGAGGCCCUCAAGUGGAUAAUCAAAGCCUUCAAAAUGCCGCAUUAUGUAAAUGCCCCUAACCCAGCACCUUUCCAGAAGUACACGGAAAGCGCUCGAGUGAUGAUUGGCGUAACGCGAGCCCACUGUAUGAACACCAUGUUCCUUAACUCACUACUCUCUGAUACGCCAUACGCCGUACUCCAACUUAUCAGCUGGAAGGCUGAUCCACGCAACGAAGACAAAGUAUUUAGAGGCUGCCACUGCAGACCAGGUGAGGCAUUUUUUCAAUUAAUUGUUUCCGUCCUGAGAGCCGUAUUUAUUCCAGUCGGAAAGUGUCAAAUUAGACAUGGUUAA
Mesocestoides corti is the source of this 1590-nucleotide messenger RNA. Lineage: Eukaryota; Metazoa; Platyhelminthes; Cestoda; Cyclophyllidea; Mesocestoididae. The record is from the annotation of a GenBank genome assembly.